AGCCACUGUACUUUCCUUCUCUUCCAGGGAAUUCCCAGUGAGUCAUACUGAAGCCGGGGAGGAGCAGAGCCAAAACGGCUGUUGUAAGGUUGGCUGGCCCAGGAUGGGCAGCCUGGAGGUAGGGGUGCUUUUACAGGAAUGUCUGGAAGAAGCAGAGAACCAGAGAGACAAAAAAGAGCAGCAAAAACCAACUGAGAAGCAGGCAGCGGCAUACCGCACGUGCAGAGAUGCUCUGUGCCCGGAGCUGUUCUCUCUCCUCCAGGAAGCACAGCACAUGCAGUGGCCCUUUGUCCCAGAGAAGUGGCAGUAUAAGCAGUCAGUGGAGACCAACGAUAAGACUAACCUGAGCGACCUCAUCAAGAAGCACCUGCAGCUACUCCUGGCUCUCCUCAAAGCAUCCAUCCAGUCUCAGGAACCUGUGUGUGCUCUGGCUGUGGUUUUCUUAGUUGACCGCUUCCUUUAUUGGGCAGAUGAAUCCAGCCGACUGCUCAAGAUCACCAAACUAGUGCACAAACUGCACCCAGAGACACCUGUGGCACCCCAGCUGGUCAUCCGACAAGCCCGCGUCUACCUCAACUCUGGGAAGCUGCAGAAGGCUGAAUACAUCCUCAGUAGCCUUAUCAGCAACAGUGGAACUACAGGUUGCUGGGAGUACCAGAGUGAUACUGACCGUGCACUGGUGCAGGCAGUCAGUGUGCAAGUGAGGGGGAUGAUUCUGCAAAAACUUGGCUUGUGGCUGGAGGCUGCAGAAUUGAUAUGGGCUUCUUUAGUUGGAUAUUACACUCUUCCUAAACCUGAUAAGAAGGGUAUAGGAACUUCCCUUGGUUUACUGGCCAAUAUUUUAUUGUCUAUGAAUGACGAGCACUUCAGUGCUUUCAAGGCUAAUCCUGACAUAGACCUGUCUUUACUUGGAGAGAGCAGCCACCGUCUCCUGUCCGCAGCCCAAGCAGCAAAGAUGGCAGUGGUCUACAGCCAGUACACUUCACUCUAUGUGCUGACUAAUGCGGUUUCUCAGGGCACAUCUCUGCUCUCCUACAGCUUCUCUAUCCACUGCCCCUCCUCCCUGCACCACCACUAUCUUCUCCAAGCUCAAGAGGCUUUUGAAAUUGGCCUUCUCACCAAAGCUUCCACUGAAACUGUCACAAGCAUCCAAGAACUCCACACAUUCCUCAAAUCUGCCUACUCUCUUGCUAUAACACAAAAAUGGCUUGGUGCUAACCCUUCAGUUGUCAGCCAAGCUAAGCAAGCCUGUAAGAAAGCCCUAGAACAUUUCUAUGACUACUGCAAUGCCCAAAACCAAGACAGAGAUGUGUUAUGUUCUGAUAUUAUGAAACUCAUUGCUAAAGUUAAAGAUUUGUUGCAAGUUGUGGCAUUUGAAAAUUCUGACAAGCAGUCUUUUAUUCCAGAUAGCUUCAGAAAUAUCAAAGAAACCCCUGUUCAUUUUAAUUUGGAAAUGUUUUCAAGAAUGAUUCUCAAGUUCAAGAAGUUCCAUGCAACAUUAUCCGAAAUGGAUCAAACUUGCAAAAGUGCUAAAGCUGAGCAAGCUAAGUACUGCAUAACAGCUUUUGGGACAACUGUUGGAAAUGUGAAUCCGGAAUGUAGCACGCAUGCUAAUCUACCUGACACAAGCACAUCUUCUAGUGAUGAUCUUGGUUCAUCUUGGAAUAAAAUCUCUUUUAGCAAUUCUCUAAGAUUGAGUUCUGGAAGCGCAACAGCAGCUAGGAUCCAGAGUUUGCCAAAAACAGAUGAUGAUAAAAUUCCCUCCAGUUUAAGCUUGGGAAGUUUGACACAAUCCAUGAAUUCUUCCAAUGCUAGUCUCCAAUCUUGGAAUGUCAAACUCCUAGCUGCUUUAGAAACAGUUGAUACUGAAAGUGAUAUUGAAAAAGCAAUACAGUCUUUAAGUGAUAGUUAUGGUUCAAAUUCGUCUUGGGAAAAGCUCUCAGCCGAUAUGAACUUUCCAAGAAGUAAGCCCAUGCUACCUAAAGUUGGUAAUAAGUCUUCGGAGUCCAACGAUAGUAUAUUCCAUUUAGAAACGACUGACUCAGAAAUGCCAGAUUCUUUAAAUGCCAGUAGCAAUAACAGAAAUCCAAAUAUGGUUAGCGGAAAUCCUAUUGCCAGCCCAGAAUCGAUUUUGAUCCAAGCUAACCAGUGUGUGUCAACUGAACCAUCUACUGAUAGUUCUUUUGAAAUUGUUGAACAAGUAAAGAUUGAAGAUCAAGUGGACAAUACUAGCAAGAAAGAACAGAGGAAUGAUCCAAAGGAGGAGAAGAAUGCUCUAUGCUACAAUUGCUUGAAUGGGAAUUUUGGGAGGUCCUCAGAAGGCCAGUAUAUUUUGACGGAAGAGGAUUACAGUGCCUUACUUGCAGGAGUGUGUCAUCAGUGUUUGUUAAAAAGGCUCAACAGUGAGACAACCUUCCAGCUAAAGCGACACAGGAUGGCUUAUUCCAGUCUGCAUCUGAAGUUCUCCAAAACCACUGGACUGUGGACAGCCCAGGAGACUUGUGUUUACAUCGGAGAGGAUAUGAAAUUGACAGGCAAACAGAGAGCGGCAUUGUGGGUACAGUUCUUACACCAGGAAGAGCGGUUAAGCAGCUAUGUGGGCAAAGACUACCUAGAGCCACGCCAGAUAGAGUUCCACCUGAAGGAUGUGGAGAGGCAGAUGACCGCACAGUUCUAUGUGACUCAGUUCAAUGAGAGUCUGUACGAGCGUGAGCAGAUGGCACAGAUCUUCUUCAUCCCCUCAGAGGCACUGUUGAUCCUGGAGGAGAACCAGAUUGUCAGUUGUGUGACAGUGGAGCCGUACAUGCUAGGAGACUUUGUGAAGCUCACCAAUAAUACUGUGAAGAAAGCGAAGCAUUUUGAGGCCACAAAAUAUGGCCUUGCCUUUGGACACUUCACCUACCUCAUCUCCGGAGGGCAGGAGGUCGUGGUGGAUCUACAAGGUUGGGUGACAGCUAAUGGCAAAGGACUGACUUACCUCACUGAUCCACAAAUCCACUCCAGUAAGUUCCCCAAGGGCCCUUCCAACUUUGCCGAGAGGGGCUUGAGGUACUUCUUAUCAGAGCAACAUGGGCCAGAAUGUAAUGAGAUCUGCAAAAAGCUCCAACUUCCACCAGUGCCCAGUUUACCUCUGCUAAUACCCGAUUCACUGUAAUGUAUGUAUGAGAGUAUGCAGAGGACAGUUAUGGUAACUCAUGAGGGACAUGUUGUUGCAAUAAAAAAAAACAAAAAAGCAUUGGUAUCAAUAUUGAUCAUAACAUUAAAGGAACUCUAUGUGAGAUUUUAAUUUUACAUUCCAUAAAUAUGACCUAACCCAGACAAUAAAUAAAUAAUGGCAAUGUUAUUUACAAAAAUACUGGACAUGAUGGCCAAGUUGUUUAUGUCAAAAUUUUGAGUUUUAUUUCGCAAGUGAAUGGUCCAGUCAGGAAACAGAAUGGGCCUCAUUUGGGACGCCAGUUUCAAAGUUAGAAACCUAAGGACUCCCACUGAUCUGAACGUCAAAACCCAGCACCUGCAGCCAAUCAUUAGUCUGUACUACUGCAGCCUCUGCAGCUCAAUGAGUGAAUUCAGGAGGUUCUGAGCUUUCACAUGAGGCA
This is a messenger RNA of Periophthalmus magnuspinnatus, 3596 nucleotides long. RefSeq names its product alpha-kinase 1 (gene alpk1). The transcript has 13 exons. Lineage: Eukaryota; Metazoa; Chordata; Actinopteri; Gobiiformes; Gobiidae. Gene Ontology annotation, biological process: protein phosphorylation. Gene Ontology annotation, molecular function: protein serine/threonine kinase activity; ATP binding. The record is from RefSeq and is a predicted model, not a curated record. The coding region runs from base 104 to 3154 and encodes 1016 amino acids.